Molecule: messenger RNA, 729 nt
Organism: Theobroma cacao (cacao)
Lineage: Eukaryota; Viridiplantae; Streptophyta; Magnoliopsida; Malvales; Malvaceae
Source: RefSeq, a predicted model, not a curated record
AUGAAGGUGCAAAUGUUGCAGCUGCUCCUUCUUUUCGCAGUAAUUGACUUUGACAACACUGAUGUUGCCUGGAAAAAAUAUGAUUCAAUUACUGCAAGGGAGCCGUUUAAACAGUUUGGAUGCUCGGAGAGGCUCUAUCAGGGUGUUUUUGGUCCAUUACUUCGAGUGGGUUUGUUUGCUCCAGAGGAGCUAUGUAGUGCUGCAGCUUCUCAAGGGGUGCUAUAUUAUUUAAUUCUUGCCCACCAGAAACAUUUCGAUGUAGUAUUUUGUCGUGGGACCGCUAGAGAGAAGAUUUUUGAGCCAUGGGUGGAGUCUCCGAAGGCUAAAGGUUGUGAGAUGCUGGAGGAUAAGAAGGUGACUGAUAUCAUCUUCAAUGACGAAACAGGCUGCAUAACUGAAGUAGUUUGUGGUAAGGAGACUGACAGUGCUGAUACAGUUAUCUUGGCUGUUGGGAUUGCCACACUUCAAGAAAUUAUCAAGAAAAGUUGAGUACUGUUUAGUGCAGCAUUAUGUACGCGGGGAGAGUUUCUGAAAGUUUUAAACUUGGCUGGCAUAGAUGUGGUUACUGUCAAGCUGCAGCUGGAUAAGAAGGUGCGGUGCAUGCACAGAUCUUGUUGUCCUUAUUCUUUUGUCUUUAUUCCCUUAUCUUUCUUUCCCACAUUUGUUCAUCAUCCAAUUGCCUAAAAUUCUUUGUGAAAGAGAAUGAAACUGAGUUUUAUAACAGCUAUA